AUGUUGCCGUUUAUAUCUGUAAGGAGAGUUUAUGCCAGGAAAUUUUCCACUAAACCACUAAAUAUCCUGUUCUUUGGUAGUGAUGAGUUUAGUGCAUAUGCACUGAGGAGUCUUGUGAAGCUGAAGCAUAAGCAGGUAAUAGAUUCCAUACAAGUGGUUAGCAGGCCGCCAAAAUGGUGUGGGAGAAAGAAGUCUGUGCUGAAGUCCCCCGAAAUAGUGCAAUAUGCACAAGAUCUGAGACUUGACCAACCUAUACAUGUCGACAGCAAUGAGGAGAUGUUACAAUUGAGCUCAUUGUGUGAGUCUCAGAAGAUAGAUAUGAUUAUAGCAGUAUCUUUUGGAAAAUUGAUUCCUAAUGGAUUGAUUGGAAGGGUGCCAUACUCGCUAAAUGUACAUCCAUCGCUGUUGCCCAGAUACCGAGGGAGCGCACCGUUACAGCAUACUUUGCUCAACCAAGACCAAUAUACAGGCGUGACAGUACAGACAUUGCACCCAACCAAAUUUGAUCAUGGGAGCAUAGUAGCACAGAGUGAUCCAUUACCUGUCAGUGAUCUCCUAGCAAGUCGACCUCUGCCGCCGCUCAUUAAUCAAGAGGAUACUCGCCCCCCAAAGCUGGCCAAAUUGAUGGAUCAAUUGGGUAUUGUAGGUGGUAAUUUAUUGGCAGAUGUUCUAGAGAAGAGGACUUAUCAAGACCCAGUGUCGCAUAUUGAAAGCAACUAUGAGCCCAGUUAUGCUCCACGAAUUAAAACUGAGGACAAGAUGAUCAAUUGGAAUGACUCAGCUACUGACCUACUGAAUAGAUUACAAACUUUAGGCCCAUUGUACACAUUCAAGAGAGUUCAAUUGAAAAGCAAAUCACCCUUGUCCCUAAAGAGAGUUCUCAUACAUGACUUUGAUGUGAUUGAGCGGGUAAUUAGCAACCAAACCUGCGGAACUUUUACACAAGACAACCACGAUAGUAUUACUAUAGCUUGUGGUCGCAAUACAGCGAUAUUGAUUAAGAAGUUACAGUUCGAAGCUUGUGCUAUUGAAACUCCAGAGCAAUUCAUGAAGAAAUUACCCAAAAGGUGCGGUAAAACCCUGGCCAAGGAGCUAGUGUUUGUAAAUGAGACUUGA
Nakaseomyces glabratus is the source of this 1116-nucleotide messenger RNA. RefSeq names its product methionyl-tRNA formyltransferase (gene FMT1). The record is from RefSeq and is a predicted model, not a curated record. Gene Ontology annotation, molecular function: methionyl-tRNA formyltransferase activity. Gene Ontology annotation, cellular component: mitochondrion. Gene Ontology annotation, biological process: conversion of methionyl-tRNA to N-formyl-methionyl-tRNA; biosynthetic process. NCBI's taxonomy places the organism in Eukaryota, Fungi, Ascomycota, Saccharomycetes, Saccharomycetales, Saccharomycetaceae.